Scaptodrosophila lebanonensis is the source of this 1192-nucleotide messenger RNA. RefSeq lists its product as uncharacterized. Gene Ontology annotation, biological process: apoptotic DNA fragmentation. Gene Ontology annotation, cellular component: nucleus; mitochondrial inner membrane. The coding region runs from base 1 to 1098 and encodes 365 amino acids. The record is from RefSeq and is a predicted model, not a curated record. NCBI's taxonomy places the organism in Eukaryota, Metazoa, Arthropoda, Insecta, Diptera, Drosophilidae. Gene Ontology annotation, molecular function: nucleic acid binding; metal ion binding; RNA endonuclease activity. The transcript is spliced from 2 exons.
AUGAACCGUUUGCUCUUGGUGGCUUGGUUGGUACUACUUUUGUUGGGUAAGCUGAGCGCGAUUCCAAGCUUCUGUACAUAUAAUUUAUAUCCAUCUGAAGUGCAUGGUCUGCAUGGCGAUUGUCAAUUUUAUCGCCACAUGGUGGAGGGCUCCAACCGAAUAUUUAUUUAUUCCGACUCAACUGGCGUCUAUCAACUGCAGCGUUCUGAGUUUGUGCCCCGAGGGGUUACUCUUUUUGCAUUCUGUUCGGAGACCGAUGUAUUGGAGUCUACUUGCCAGAAUAAUGAUCAGUUCUCAUUGCCACUGCCUCUGAGCUGCAGCAAUCCCAUGAAUCCUGUUGUGAAGCAAAUCAGCGACAAUUCCUGCAAGGCGUCAAUGUACGCCGUUGGUUAUGUCAUUGGCAACAGGAUGCUGGAACUUUAUCGCUCCUGCUUCGAUGCCAAGAAUGGGCGCGUGUUGUAUUCGGAAAGCGAUGUCUACUAUAAGUCCUUCUUUGCAAAACGUCCCUUUACGGAUUUUCAGACUGAUGGUCUCUUCACGCCCGCUGAAGCAGCUUCCUAUGCGAAGCACAAUAUUUAUGAAUCAUUUAACUGCAUUUUUGGCAAUAGCCAGUCCUAUAUACCCGCCCGUGCGCUGGUUAUAAACCGAGGGCAUCUGGUCGCGUCGGCCGACUUCCUAUUUCUCGACCAAAUGGCCAGCACCUUUCGUUAUCUCAACGUUGUGCUGCAGUUCAAGAGCAUUAACGAUGGGAAUUGGGAGAAAAUAGAGCGUUGGGUGCGCAGUCAGAUUCCGAACACAAGUUGCUUUCGUAUAAGGACCGGUGGCAUAAAUGUUCUUCAGCUGACGAACGAAGCAAACGAGGCGUGCAAUGCCUGUUUAGCUGGCAACAAAAUUCCAGUGCCUGAGUGGACCUACAAAGUAGUUAAAGCUGCCAAUGGGAAACCUAUCCAUGCCUUCCUGACCUACAACAACAUCUUUGAACGGGAACGGCCAGCUGCUCCUUCAUUUUGCAGUUGCGUAGAAUGUCCCACGAGAUUGCCAAAUACACCCCAGGAUGGAUUCACCUUUUGCUGUGAUCCCGAGAGCUUCGGAUUAUAAUACCAAUACUUGUCCGAUUUUCAGCAUUUGCAUUAAUAUUGAUUAAACAACACUAUAAAUUUUCAGUCAUAAUAGAUGCUUGAUUUUAUUAGUA